CGUCUCUCGAUGCUUAGACAAAUUCGUUUCUUUCUAAAUUUCUCUUUUUUCACACACACAAAAGCCCUAAAAUCUUGAUCUGCAAAUCUCCGAAUUUAAUAAGUGCAAGAAUUUGCGAAGAACUGUUUGGGGAAGUCACGAUGGCUGUUUAAACUUUCUUCCACCUCAAAUCCACUUCAUAAGCUUUGGUUUAUGAUUCAAUCAGACGAUGUUUAUGAACCGCCAUCAUCAUCGCAAGCACCGACUUUGUGGAAUAAAAGGGCAUUUGAUCGAUUGAAGAUUGAAUUUGAUCGUGUUACUGAAGAUAUUGCUUUUGUGUUCGAGGGAUUCCAUCUAUGAUUGUUGUGGAAUUAGGGUUUCAUUAUCAUUCUGCUGGAUGCAUCGUCGUUCUGUAUAGAUGCUUGUUGGAAGGGAUCUAGGGCUCCCAAACCUGGUGGUCCUGGUAGCGGUAUUCGUGAUUUUUCCGGUGAUCGGCUUUGUUAUCCGCAGAAAAUUUCAACACGCGACGGCGAGGAACGAAGAGAUUAAGAAGCUUCUGAUUUUGGCAUCGGAAGAGGCAGCUAGGGCUGAGAUUGAGGCUACAGAGGGAUACUUUUUCACCGCCAACACUCGUUCUUCGAUUCGGUCCCCGGAUUCAGCCUGGGUACCGGCUCCGGAAUCGGCCUGGGUACCAGCUCCGGAAUCGGCCUGGGUACCGCCGAAGACAUCGGUUCCAAUCGUCUCAUCGUUGAAGCCGCCAUAUCAAUGUGCUGUUUGCUUCUCUCCCACCAGCACGCGCUGCGCCAAGUGCAAAGCUGUUCGUUACUGCUCUGGGAGAUGCCAAAUUGUUCACUGGAGACAAGGUCACAAGGAUGAAUGCAAACCUUAUGUGGCUGUGAAACCUACCAAAGAUGUGUCAGACAUCUCGAUUAACAAAGAAGAUGAUAAAGAUUCCAAUAACCACUCACCAAAUGCAAAUCUUCAUGAAGAUUCACAUCAACCUGAAACCAAUUCUUUCUUCCAAUCAACAUCUGAAUCAUCAACUUCUGAAUCUUCUACUUUCUCUACCCCUACCAGAUCAUCCACCGAAACCUUUUCAGUCAGUUCAUUGGAUUCUGAUAACUUUGUUUCAGUAAAAUCAGAGGUCAGUCCUUCAAGAAAAUCUACCGAUUCAAACAAAAUCAAUCAGACCAAAUUCAACCUCAGCAAUGAAGAUACAACCUCUUCUGAUUUUUGGAGUGGCCCAAUCCAUUCCAAGAAAUCCACCAUUGAUCAUGAGCUUGAUGGGUUUGAAACAUCUGGUUAUAAUAGUGUGAAAGGUGUCACUGUGAAUUCAACAGGUAACCACACUCCAAAUGGCUUUGGAACUAAAAAGUCAACCAAUGAAACCUCUUCAUCAAAUGAAAUGUUAACAACAAGGUCACCAUUGAAGAUAUCUCCAUCUGUUGAGCAUUCAACAGAUAAAGAGUCCAAAACAUUUGGUAGCAUGCAGAUUCCCGAGAGGUCAAAGUCAAAGUCAAACUCAAAUGAUGUAUUCAACAAUAAGAGCUUUACUCCACCUGCAUUCAAAUCAUCCAAAGCUUCUGCUACUCAUUUAACAUCAUCUACCACAACCAACAGACUUGUAUCUCAAACUACAAAGCCUGUAGUUGUUCAUGAUGAGAAAAAUAGGGUUGCUACUGCUACUGCUAAUUCAUCUGAAAGUGAAACUGUUCGAAGUGGAUUGAAGACAUCAAUGUUGAAAGUUGUUGACCAGUUUAAGCCCUCUAAGUUGACUCGCCAAUGUUCACCAAGGGCAGAAAGUGAAACUGCACAUAGAUACAGUUGCAAGGGUCUCUUCUCGUAUGAAAUGUUUGUCAAGCUUUACAACUGGAAACAAGUUGAAUUGCGCCCUUUUGGCCUUGUAAAUUGUGGAAACAGCUGUUAUGCUAAUGCUGUGCUCCAGUGUUUGACAUACACACCACCAUUGAAUGCGUAUCUUCUUCAAGGACUCCAUUCGAAAACAUGUAAUAAGAGAGAGUGGUGCUUCACAUGUGAGUUUGAAGCCCUAGUUUUGAAGUCAAAAGGUGGGAAUUCUCCACUUUCUCCUAUUCGCAUUCUAGAAAACAUUGGAAGCAAUCUUGGCCAUGGGAAAGAAGAAGAUGCACAUGAAUUUUUAAGGUAUGCUAUUGAUACUUUGCAAUCCGCAUGUCUUAAGGAAGCUGGAAUAAAAUCUUCCAACUCCUUAGAAGAAGAAACAACUCUAAUCGGACUUGCAUUUGGUGGUUAUCUAAGAUCUAAGAUAAAGUGCAUGAAAUGUGGUGGAAAAUCAGAGCGACAUGAGCGGAUGAUGGAUCUAACCGUUGAAAUUGAAGGUGAUAUAGCAACUCUUGAAGAAGCUUUGGAUAAAUUUACAUGCACUGAAGUACUAGAUGGUGAAAACAAGUACAAAUGCAGCAGGUGUAAAUCCUAUGAGAAAGCCAAAAAGAAAUUGACAUUGUUGGAGGCCCCAAACGUGCUUACCAUUGCAUUAAAGCGGUUUCAGUCUGGUAAAUUUGGAAAGCUGAACAAACCAAUUCACUUCCCGGAGAUUUUAGACAUGGCUCCAUAUGUGAGUGGGACAAGUGACAAGUCACCAGUUUACAGGCUUUAUGGAGUUGUGGUUCAUGUGGACAUAAUGAACGCUGCUUUCUCUGGUCAUUAUGUGUGUUAUGUUAAAAACAUUCAGAAUCGUUGGUUUAAAAUUGAUGACUCCCGGGUAAAAGAGGUUGAUCUUCAGAGUGUAUUGAUGAAAGGAGCAUAUUUGCUUCUCUAUGCGAGAUGCUCUCCACGUGCUCCACGGAUAAUCCGAAGCUUAUUAUCCCGCCACAACACGGAUCCGAAAAAACACAAAAUUACAACAUUCACAAAGGAGCCAUGGGACAUGAGAAAUGAUCCUCCGAUACGCCACCGCACACUAGAAGAAGAAUCAUCCUCAUCAAGCGACAGUUCCGGAAUCUUCUCCGAGUCAUGCUCUUGCAGCACCGAAAGCAGCAACCGUGAUUCAACCAGUAUCGAAGACCACAUUAAUCCCUGGGAAUGGGAACACGAAUACAACAACAUCAACAACAUAUCAGAUGUCGACACCUCAUCAUCAUCGUCAUCAUCUUCCUCCCCUUCACCAUUGUACUCACGGAAGCUUCCGGGGGUUUUGUAUGAUGAAGAUGUUUGGGGUAGGAGUAGUAAUAGUUGUAGGGAGACUAAUUUCGAUAGAUUAGGUGGGCGGCCGACUUUGAGAAGAUCAACAACAACUCACGGAAGAUCAGAAAAAUGAGGGGAGAUUGGUUGGUGGAAUAAGGAUGUUUUUUGGGGGUGGCGGC
Lactuca virosa is the source of this 3317-nucleotide messenger RNA. NCBI's taxonomy places the organism in Eukaryota, Viridiplantae, Streptophyta, Magnoliopsida, Asterales, Asteraceae. The record is from the annotation of a GenBank genome assembly.